CACACACGUGUAUGUUUGUGUCAGAGAGCAGUGUGACCUACAGGCUGACAUGCAGAGACAAAGCUCAUGUACGGAUGAUGAUGACACUGAAACCAGUGAAAUCUGCGAAGAAGAAACCCCCCCAAGCCAUCAGUGCGACACGUGACCAAACGUCAAACAAAGCGGCAGGCUGAAACUUCGACUUCGUAACUUAGUAGAGACAAGUAGUCUGCGAAGGCGCUCAAUGAAAGGAACAUGUCCCCUGCUCCAGCAGAUCAGUCGGCGCGCAAACCCCUGGAUGGCGGUUGGGGUUGGAUGGUGGUGAUUGGGGCGCACAUUUCCAUUGGAUUUGCUUACGCCACGCCCAAAGCCCUCUCCAUUUUCUUCAAGGAGAUCCAAGAAGACUUGGGAGCUAGCUUCAGUGAAAUAGCAUUGAUUUCCUCUAUCAUGCUAGCUGCUAUGUAUGCAGGCGGACCAGUGAGCAGCGCCAUGGUCAAUCGCUUUGGAAGCCGGCCAGUUGUCAUAGUGGGUGGACUGAUGUGUGGGGUCUCUAUGGUAACCGCUUCUUUGGGGACCUCCAUCAUUUACCUCUACUUUUGCAUUGGUGUCAUUGGAGGUUGUGGACUCUCAUUAAACCUGAAUGCAUCUCUUAUCAUCAUCAGCAAGUAUUUCCUGACUAAGCGUCCUCUAGCCAACGGACUAGCCAUGGCCGGGAGUCCAGUGUUUCUAUGUAUCCUGGCUCCUUUUAACCAAUAUUUACUGGACAAUUUUGGCUGGAGGGGAAGUCUCCUUAUCCUCGGGGCUCUGAUGCUUCAUUGUUGUGCAGCUGGGGCCCUGAUGAGGCCUGUUACUCCGCCACACACGCUCUCUUCAUGUGCACUAGAGAAGACAGUGGAGGAACAACGAAAUAAUGGAAAGACCAGGCUGAAGAGAAGCUGUAUGAAGAGUGCUAAGACGUUCUUGGAUUUGUCCUUCUUCAAAGAUAGAGGCUUCGUCAUUUACCUCAUUGGGAACAUCAUGUUUAUCUUUGGUGCCUAUGCGCCCAUCGUGUUCCUGACUGCCUUCGCUAUAAGUAAAGGUGUAGAAGAGUACUCUGCAGCUUAUCUACUCUCUAUUAUGGGUUUUGUGGACAUGUUUGUACGGCCUGGAACAGGCUUGAUAGCCAACAGCAAGUGGAUCCGGCCCAGAAUCCAGUACUUCUUCAGCUUUGCCAUGGUAUUCAACGGCACAUGCCACUUACUGUGCCCUCUGAUCGAGAACUACGCAUUCCUGGUGGUCUAUGCUGUGUUUUUUGGCAUUGGUUUCGGAAUGGUUUUUGCCCUGAUAUUUGAAUGUCUGAUGGACCUGAUGGGGAGUCAACGCUUCCCUCGUGCUGUCGGACUGGUCACCAUCAUCGAGUGCUUCCCAAUGCUACUGGGACCACCUGCAGCAGGGUUACUGGUGGACAUCUACGGCGACUACAGGUACCUUUUCUUCAUGUGUGGCUCGGUAAUCUUGACUGGCGGCAUUUUUCUCUUUGUCAUGAACAUCUACAACUACCACAUGCUGGAAAAAGAGAAGCAGAACCAGGUAAGAGCCUCAGAGGUGGAGAUGAAACAGACCCCUGAGGCAGCCAUGGGACACACUGAGCCUGAGGCUCAAGAGAAGAAUGGAGUCCUGAGAGAUACCAGAUCUGAGAGAGCAGAAACACCAAAUUAAUGUGGAUUCAGUUGAAUUCGCUGGUCAAACACCAUGAAAUCAUUAUAGCUGAAGAGGGCCUGAAAACAGUGCCAGUCAAACUACUGACAGUGGUCAACAUUGUAGAACACAUGAAGGAGACAUGGUAUUGUUUCUGGUUAUCUUUGUCAUAUAUUUUCAUCUUUAGUUAGUUUUGUUUACAUCAUGACUUAUUUAGUUGUAGCGUUUCAGUUUUGACUUAACCUUUAACAAAAAUAUUAACCAUUCCACCACGUGUAAAAAAACAUUAUACAUCAUUUCAAUGUUUUUCUUUUACAUUUCUUGAUUUUGCACUUAUUCUUUUAGUCUCUCAAACAAAAGCCAAACACUAAUCAGCAUGCUUCAAUGCUGACGACAUUGACCAUCUUAAGGUAGUAUUUUAGCAUGCUAAUGUUAGCUUAUUAGCAGUAAAUGCCAAGAGCAGCUGAGGCUGGUGGGAAUGUUGUAAGUGUUGCAAAUUUGUAGACCCACCUGAGCAUGGUACUUGAUGAAAGAUUGAGACACACCUAAGUUCUUACUAUUAAUUCUGUUAAGAACAGGAGGCGUGUCUCGGACUGGAGGAAUUUUUUUACAGUUGUGAGAACAGUUAUUUUUACAGUUAUUUUUAUCACUUCAGGGAGGAUGAGUGGUUAUUGCUUAUUAUUAUUGGUGUUUAUUGGACCAUAGUGGGUACUCUCACAGCACAAGAGAAAUCUACAGUGACAAAAUGGACUGGUUUUGGCAUAAAUGUAGUUCAUAUGAUUGGACAUGGUACUCAAAGCAGCAUCAACAGCUAUCUUUAGAAUAUUUUCAGAAAUGAAGCAUGGACAAACAGUGAAAUUCUAAGUUUUCUCAGGGAGUCACCCAAACGUUUUACGAAAGUAUUCAUUUCCAACCAAAAGGUGUUGGGAUGAUCCUCUUCAAACCUUUAAUGUCAACAGUAUGUUGGUCAGAGGAUCACCGCAGUCAUACAUAUUCACUCAGUGCUGUGUCUUAUAAAACAUUCUCAGGAAAUCUUUGUAGACUUCAUAUCUGGAGAUCUUGAAUAUGAAGUGAGACUACUGAGAGACCUCCAUGUAUGAGAGUGAAUGUUUUUGUGAAUGUGUUCUCUAAAUGUCUCUUUCUGUUUUAAAGAUUCCUAACCGUUUAUUUUAAAGUAAACUAAUCUUACUAUGACAAUAUUAGUUUUUCUUGAGCAGUUCAGUGUUUAUAUUAUUCCUGUGAAACUGUGUUACACAUCAAAUACUGUAUGGAUGCUAGCAAAGACAUGUUAGUACCACAGGAUGUUUACCUGGAUGUUUACCUCCUCUUGAGUUUUUAAAAAAAGCAUUGUUAACAAACACUGUAAUGGUGACAUUGACUAAUUAUUAACAGCUUAUAAUACUGUCUUUUAACUUUUGUGUUAGUGUUUAUUUAAUUUGAAGUGAUGUGAGUUAACGUUGUUCCACGGUGAUGUAAUAAUAUUAUACUGACUUGUAGCAGUGACAUUCUUUAUUUUGGCAAGAAUGAAUCUGCAUGCACUGUAAACUGAUGUAAUGCUGUGUUUUAAAGCCCCUGAGUGAAUGUGUUUGUGAACAACAAAAACAGAAUGUGUAUUCCAAAUAAAUACCAAAAGCUAUUUUUUUUUAAAGGGGAUAGCAGCUUAUGUAUUUUAAAAUUUUAGAAUUUUUAUGAAAGCUUCAGUUGACUUCAGUCUAUUUUUUGUUGGUCUUUUUAUGCCUUUAUGUAGAAUAAGAACAGUGGAUAGAGUCAGAGUGGGGACAGACAUGCAGGAAAGGAGAC
Labrus bergylta (ballan wrasse) is the source of this 3456-nucleotide messenger RNA. RefSeq names its product monocarboxylate transporter 2. Gene Ontology annotation, cellular component: plasma membrane. The record is from RefSeq and is a predicted model, not a curated record. Lineage: Eukaryota; Metazoa; Chordata; Actinopteri; Labriformes; Labridae. Gene Ontology annotation, biological process: transmembrane transport; monocarboxylic acid transport. Gene Ontology annotation, molecular function: monocarboxylic acid transmembrane transporter activity.